AAUCGAAACCUAACUGAGGAAUAAAAACCUUUCUAUUCCUUGUCCCCCAUUUUGCACUUGGAGCCCAGCAAACUUCCUGCACUUCAGCAAACCUGCCCAAAGUUUUGGACAAUGGCUUUUCCUCAGACUCCUUUUUACAAUCCAGUUAUCCCCUUCACUGGAUCCAUCCAUGGUGGUCUGCAGGAGGGGAAGUCCAUCAGUGUCAGUGGACGAGUCCUACCUGGAGCCGACAGGUUCCAUGUGAAUUUACAGUGUGGUACCAGGAGCAAUGCGGACAUUGCUCUCCAUUUUAACCCACGGUAUAGUUUCCCUGAUCAUGUGGUUACCAACAGCUUCCAGCAUGGCAAAUGGGGCACUGAAGAAAGGAAGCAAAGUUCCCCAUUUCCUGCUGGCUCUACCUUCAGCAUGGUCAUCACAGUCACCCGCGACGCCUAUCAGGUGAUGGUCAAUGGCAGCCACUUCAUGGAGUACAGACAUCGUUUACCAUUUCACCAGGUGGACACCAUCGCAAUCGGUGGAAAAGUAGAAGUUUCCUCCAUUGCUUUCCAGAGCCCAGUGGCAUUUCCUGCUCAGCCCGCCUUUCCUUCACAUGUGGCCUAUCCCAACCAGUCCGCCUACCCUCAAUGUCCAUUUCCAUCUCAGCCAGGGUUCCCCUCACAGCCAGGGUUCCCCUCACAGCCAGGGUUCCCCUCACAGCCAGGGUUCCCCUCAUACCCAGGGUUCCCCUCACAGCCAGGGUUCCCCUCGCAGCCUGGAUUUCCUCCUGCAAUGCCUGCAGUGCCAUAUAACAACAUGAUCCAUGGAGGACUGAAACCCGGCAGAACCAUCACUAUCCAGGGGAAUGUCCUCCCCAACGCAGAAAGGUUCAAUGUAAAUCUUAACUAUCAAUCUGGCAUUGCUCUACAUUACAAUCCACGUUUCAAUGAGAACGUUGUGGUUCGAAACACCAAGCAGAUGCAGCAGUGGGGCUCUGAGGAGCGUGAUGGAGGGAUGCCCUUCCGCAGAGGACAAGCUUUCACGUUGACCAUCUCUUGUGAAAACCACUCCUUCAGAAUUGUUGUGAAUGGGAUGCAGACUCACACAUACAGACACCGUAUCACUCCCCUCAAACACAUUACAGGCCUGGAGAUCAACGGUGACAUCACUCUGACCUCUGUGCAAGUGUAGAGAUCACACACCAGGGUUAGCCUGAACACCACUGCCACAAAAAUGAAGCCAUGCUAGCUGAUUACAUUUACUUCCUGUGUAUUCAUACUACAGUAACCCUAAUUUUUAUAUCAAUAUAUUCUAUACAUGUCCAGAAAACAGGAUCAUAUCAAGUAAAUUCAUACAUUAAGUUCAGUCUGGAUGAACUCAGUAGUCUGGGGAUUUGUACAUGUUUUGUGCAAUGUGGGUAAACAUCACUUUUGCCUCUUAAUUGUAUAAUGUGUAAUGCUUUUGACAAACUGAAAUAAAAAUAUACAAUAUGUUU
Scomber japonicus (chub mackerel) is the source of this 1471-nucleotide messenger RNA. RefSeq names its product galectin-9-like. The coding region runs from base 112 to 1167 and encodes 351 amino acids. The record is from RefSeq and is a predicted model, not a curated record. The transcript has 8 exons. Lineage: Eukaryota; Metazoa; Chordata; Actinopteri; Scombriformes; Scombridae. Gene Ontology annotation, molecular function: carbohydrate binding; galactoside binding. Gene Ontology annotation, cellular component: nucleus; cytosol. Gene Ontology annotation, biological process: negative regulation of type II interferon production; negative regulation of CD4-positive, alpha-beta T cell proliferation; positive regulation of gene expression.